AAUCCCAGGUGCCCCACUUGCCUUUGUUUCUCUCUCUCUGUGUCUCUCUGCGUCUCUCGGGGUCUCUGUCGUUCUCUCUCUCUCUGAAGUUACUCCACUGCAGUCAUGGAUGAUGUGUAUAAAGCAGCGGUUGAGAACUUGACUGAAGAGCAGAAGAAUGAGUUUAAGGCUGCGUUCGAUAUCUUUAUCCAGGAUGCGGAGGACGGGUGUAUCAGUACCAAGGAGCUGGGGAAGGUGAUGAGGAUGCUGGGACAGAACCCCACACCAGAAGAGCUGACAGAGAUGAUAGACGAGGUGGAUGAGGAUGGCAGUGGCACGGUGGAUUUCGAUGAGUUCCUCGUCAUGAUGGUGAGGUGUAUGAAGGAGGAGAGUAAGGGCAAAUCAGAGGAGGAGCUGGCUGAACUCUUCAGAAUGUUCGACAAGAACUGCGACGGCUACAUUGACCUGGAGGAGCUGAAGAUGAUGCUGGAGGAGACGGGAGAGACCAUCACUGAGGACGACAUCGAGGAGCUGAUGAGAGACGGAGAUAAAAACAACGAUGGCAAAAUCGACUACGACGAAUUCCUGGAGUUCAUGAAGGGAGUGGAAUAAAUCUUCAGAAAUAUAAAAUAAUAAAUCAGAACCUGCCAGCAACACAGCCCCCCUGAAUCGAUCACCGCAACAUUAGUAGUACCUGUAUGUAUAGUGUAAUCUCUACCCCUGUAUGUAUAGUGUAAUCUCUACCCCUGUAUUCAUAGUGUAAUCUCUACCCCUGUAUGUAUAGUGUAAUCUCUACCCCUGUAUGUAUAGUGUAAUCUCUACCACUGUAUGUAUAGUGUAAUCUCUACCCCUGUAUGUAUAGUGUAAUCUCUACCCCUGUAUGUAUAGUGUAAUCUCUACCCCUGUAUGUAUAGUGUAAUCCCUACCCCUGUAUUCAUAGUGUAAUCUCUACCCCUGUAUGUAUAGUGUAAUCUCUACCCCUGUAUUCAUAGUGUAAUCCCUACCCCUGUAUUCAUAGUGUAAUCUCUACCCCUGUAUUCAUAGUGUAAUCUCUACCCCUGUAUUCAUAGUGUAAUCUCUACCCCUGUAUGUAUAGUGUAAUCUCUACCCCUGUAUUCAUAGUGUAAUCCCUACCCCUGUAUUCAUAGUGUAAUCUCUACCCCUGUAUUCAUAGUGUAAUCUCUACCCCUGUAUGUAUAGUGUAAUCUCUACCCCUGUAUUCAUAGUGUAAUCCCUACCCCUGUAUUCAUAGUGUAAACUGGAUUUUCAAUAAAACAAAAUGGAAAAGCGGAA
Messenger RNA from Acipenser ruthenus (sterlet), 1272 nucleotides. RefSeq names its product troponin C type 1b (slow) (gene tnnc1b). The transcript has 6 exons. Lineage: Eukaryota; Metazoa; Chordata; Actinopteri; Acipenseriformes; Acipenseridae. Bases 106 to 591 code for a protein of 161 amino acids. Gene Ontology annotation, cellular component: myosin II complex. Gene Ontology annotation, molecular function: enzyme regulator activity; calcium ion binding. The record is from RefSeq and is a predicted model, not a curated record.